AUGGGUUCUAUACAAAGAGAUAAUGAUAUCUGGACAGAAUAUGGAGGAGUAGCUUACACAUAUAACGAAACAAGUGUCAUUUUAAUUGUUCCUGCUGGAAAAUCGAUAGGAAGAAUAAUAUACACAGGUGGUUUGUCUUUUAACGGAGUGUUCGAUGGUUCAUUUACUUCAGGCAAAGUUCGGAUCAGAGUUUGGAGAUUAUUUGACUGGCCAAAACCAGACUUUGUGCACAACUGUAAUCUAAUCAUAUCGACAGCUGAACCAUAUAAACUAGUAACACACUCUUUGAGACGAUUACCAGACUUUGUAACAGUACAGCUGAUUCUGGAUGAUGGCUUUGUUGCUGAUGGUCAAGGUGUAACCACCGUUACAGAGGAUGAUACAUUCACUAACCAUGUUUGUGGCGUAUUGUUUGGAAUAUCAACAACCUCAAUUACAUUAUGGGUCCCAAAUAAAAAUGAGGACUAUGUUAUAUGCUACAACGAUGGAUGGGGCAAUAUAUCUCGAGUUUAUGAUUCUGCACGAGUUGUUAUUAGAGCAUGGAUACUAUCUAAUGCUGACAUUGUUCAACGGGAAUCAUUUCCGUACUCACAUGGAGAUUUAAUCACAGGGACAGUCCCAACAAUGUGUUACCUCGAUCCCGAUAACUACAUCGUCAUUGUUGAGGUUAAAGAUGCCUCAAUUAGUGACGGGAAAGUGUUUUAUGCCGCCGGCACAGCAAGUUUAGGAAAGAUUAACGACCCUUUUGGAGGAGUUGUGUACGGUUAUAAUGAGACUGACGUUCUACUGUGGACACCGUCUGUAACCAAUGGUUACCUUAUCUAUGUGGAUGGAAUAUGGGGGGAUGGAACGGAAACAUUAAGAAUAUAUAAUGUCCAAAUAUCAGUGACGAUUAUAUCUACAAAUAAUUCAGUACACAAUGUCACUGCAAUCAACAUUGAUGAUGUCGUACAAGACUUAACUGUUUCUAAGAAAACAACAAGUACCUACAUACGGAGCCUGGUCAGUGUCUAUGAUCCGCGCCCCAGCGCUAAAGCCAUGGGAGCUGUUGGUGUAACCGUGCUGUGUCUUGUGCUUGGGUUAAUUGUUCUAGCAGACUGCGAUCUUCUUAUUAGGAAACUUUGUUUGAAAAAUGAAAAAAAUUGAAAUAGAUAUUGAUCAAAUCAAGAAAGAAAUAAUUAUGAAUAAAUGUUUAAUUCGUAUACUC
Molecule: messenger RNA, 1207 nt
Organism: Saccostrea echinata
Lineage: Eukaryota; Metazoa; Mollusca; Bivalvia; Ostreida; Ostreidae
Exons: 7
Coding region: 1-1146 (381 amino acids)
Source: RefSeq, a predicted model, not a curated record